AAGAAGAGAGAAUGAAGAAGAUGAUCGAUGAACGUGAUGAUGCAGUAGACAAGAAAGUUGAAGAAACUAAGGAGGAAGAUCCGGUGGUGAUCACUGCCGCUCCAACUCCGGUGGAAGAAGCGGACGUCGCUCCGGCGGUCGUCGCUCCAGUCAUCGCACCAGUCGUCGCUCCAGUUCCGGUGCUCGCUCUCUUCGCUGUCGUUCCAGCUGACGUUUCGGCCCGCAUCGCUACGGAUCCGUCGAGGAGGUAUGCGGCUGUCGAGGUUGAUCCGAUGAUCCUGGAGGCUGCGCGCGAAGAUCCUAUGGCUCUAGACUUACUUGAGGAAGUGAUUCAAAUGGCCAUUGACCAAGCCACCGAAUCGGCCAACCGCGGAGGCGGAGGCGGAAAGUGAUUACAUGGGCCUUUUCUGGGCUUCUUUUAACUGUUUUCAAUAAAUUUUGGACCCAUUUCUCAGGGCAUGUAUUAAAACGUAUGGGCUUUUUCUAAUCUUUCAUGUUUUAGACUUUUUAAAUAAUGGCUUUUAUUAUUAUCAAGUCAU
Molecule: messenger RNA, 539 nt
Organism: Brassica oleracea var. oleracea
Lineage: Eukaryota; Viridiplantae; Streptophyta; Magnoliopsida; Brassicales; Brassicaceae
Exons: 3
Coding region: 12-392 (126 amino acids)
Source: RefSeq, a predicted model, not a curated record